Molecule: messenger RNA, 891 nt
Organism: Saprolegnia parasitica CBS 223.65
Lineage: Eukaryota; Oomycota; Saprolegniomycetes; Saprolegniales; Saprolegniaceae
Exons: 6
Source: RefSeq, a predicted model, not a curated record
CACCAUGAAGCUCUCGUACUUGCCCUCCUCGCCUUUGCCUUGGACGCUGUCUCGGGUGCGAGCACGCCUGGUGUCGCUGCCGGCGUCACGGGCGGUGGCAACGCAGCACCCGUCUACCCCAAAAACACCAACGAGCUCAAGGCGUACCUCCAGGAAGCGGUGCCCCGGGUCAUUGCCCUCAAUAAGACGUUCGACUUUCGCGGCACCGAAGGAACAACGUCCGAGACGGAGUGCCGUCCCGACUACACGCGCGAGUGCAUCGCCAAGAAGAAAGCCUUCAAGAGCCAGGACGUGAUCCUUGCGGCGGCUGCACCAACGGCACGCCCGUUCAAGUCUUGUACGACGUGGCCGGGCCAGAGAGGCGUCAUUGUCGGCAAAGGCCUCUGGCUCCGCGGCGACAACAUCAUUCUCCAGAAUGUCCACGUGACGAACCUCAACCCGCAGUCCCUAAAGAUCUGGAUCGACCACGUUAAAAUCUCCAACGUCGGUCGGCUGAUGCUCACGACGGACGGCGCCAACAGUAUCACCGUCAGCAACUGCGACUUUGACGGCGAGACCGAGUGCAACCUCAAGGUGAGCUACCUCAACAACUACUUGGUGCAAGUCCACACCGCCAACAUCUACGGGCACGACAACUCGGGCCACUCGUUCGAGGUCGACGAAGCGUACGUGCUCUCGGUAGGCAACUUUUUCGCUGCGACCACGUCGCCCAAUCUCGCCGAGCCCAAUGGCUGGAUCAUGUCGACGACGAACGCCAACAAGGGCAGCUGCAAGGCGGCGCUCGAUCGCGACUGCCCGGCCAAGAUGAAGGGCCUCGCCACAACGUUCGCGGCCAAGCCUGCUGCGCGUCUCACCUUGUCGAGCGCCAACUUUGGUGUCGGCAACCUCUAA